AUGCCCAACGCGCACUGGCAGCCCAAGGUGAUGGUCAUCCACACGGCGCUGGCCUGCCAGUGUGCGCAGCGGUUUGCCGGGAGGACGCCGCUCAUAUUCGCCGGCGACUGGAAUUUCAAGCCCGGGUCUGCGCCCUACCAGCUGGUGACCACUGGCAAUCUUCCAGAGGACCACCCAGAUCACCCAGGCUAUCCGAAAGACGAGCCCUGGCGCAUCGAGGACGGGCUGAGACCCAUGCGCAGCGCGUACGCAGAGGCGAACCCCGGCGGGGAGCCGGAGUUCACGAACUACGCCUGGGUCAGAAACGACAUCGAUCCCUUCAUCGGCACGCUGGACUACAUAUUCGUGUCGAGGGCGUCGAAGGUGACCGGCGUCGGCAAGCUGCCGAGGGUCCAGUCGUGCGGUUCGCCGCUGCCCACUGCGAAGGAGCCCUCCGACCACUUGCUGCUGAGCGCGAGGGUGCUGCCCCACGGCCAGCCACGGGAGAGGCCUGAGGACCUCGAGAAGCAGAGGCCCCGCGGCCUGUCGCGGCUGGGGGUGUCGAGGCAUUCGAAGUACGGCGUCGUUGAUGACGACACCGACGACAUCGACGAGACCGACGACGAGGCCUCGCCCGCCGCGAAGCCCGGCAAGGUCGGCAUGGGGCUCUCCAGGCCGCCGGGGGCCGGGGCCAGCUUCGGCGGAGGCAGGAGGCUCAGCAAGCCGCCGGUGCUGCGCAAGCUCAGCUCGGCGACGGCGCUCCGGGAA
Prorocentrum cordatum is the source of this 747-nucleotide messenger RNA. Lineage: Eukaryota; Dinophyceae; Prorocentrales; Prorocentraceae. The record is from the annotation of a GenBank genome assembly.